AUGGAAUUUAUCUCCAAGGAGUAUACAGGGAUUUACAGCCCAAAGAAUGACAUGGAAGACCAAACCAACUACACCGAUGAGGAUGAUGGAGAGCAUGAUAGUGACAGUAAUGAUGGUUAUGAAGAGGACAAAGAUGAUCAAGAUGACCGUAGAAAGCACUUCAUGGUCCAGCAAAGGAAGGCAGUGGACCGCCAGCAAGAGUCCAGGAACUCGCCGAUUUAUAACCGUCAGGCUGCUGUAGGGAGUUACCGCUUGAGUGACUCGCUGCCCAGGGCUGUGUACAGGAGGAAACGCACAUGGUACAAUAAGGGCUCCUCUGAGGAGGAUGAUUCUUCUGAUGAUGACAGAAGGCUUUUCCCUGUAAACCUGCGUAAAGAGGAUAUUCUAGGUGUCCGCAAAGACAGGAUGAAGCUUGGAGGAAACCUUGCUGAUGUUGACCCGAUGGAGAUCGACCAGUCGGUCCGCUUUGAUAGUGUUGGAGGUCUAGACAGCCACAUCGCAGCGUUGAAGGAAAUGGUAGUUUUUCCUCUGGUCUAUCCUGAGGUCUUCGACAAGUUCAAAAUCCAGCCACCCAGGGGCUGUUUAUUUUAUGGUCCUCCUGGAACAGGGAAGACGCUGGUGGCCCGCGCUCUGGCGAACGAGUGCAGUAAUGGAGAAAAGAAGGUGGUGUUCUUUAUGAGGAAGGGAGCAGACUGCCUCAGUAAAUGGGUUGGAGAGUCUGAGAGACAGCUCCGCCUGCUCUUCGAACAGGCUUAUCAGAUGCGUCCGUCCAUUAUCUUCUUUGAUGAAAUUGAUGGAUUGGCCCCAGUGCGGUCCAGCCGGCAGGACCAGAUACACAGCUCCAUCGUGUCCACUCUGCUGGCCCUUAUGGAUGGCCUGGACAGUCGGGGAGAAGUGGUGGUCAUCGGCGCCACCAACAGACUGGAUUCCAUCGACCCAGCACUCAGGAGACCCGGACGAUUUGACAGAGAGUUUCUUUUCGGUCUGCCAGACAGAGAGGCUCGAAAGGCUAUUUUGAAGAUUCACACCAGGCAGUGGAAGCCCUCUCCGUCCGACGCCUUCCUCGAGGAACUGUCAGAUAAGUGCGUCGGUUACUGCGGUGCAGAUAUUAAGGCUGUGUGUACGGAAGCCACUCUCUGUGCUCUGCGCCGCCGCUACCCUCAGAUCUAUGGCACCUCCAGCAAACUCUUGCUCGACAUGAACUCCAUCUCCAUCUCCAGCCGGGACUUUGUGUAUGCGAUGAUGAAGAUGGUGCCGGCGUCACAGCGGGCCGUCUCCUCGCCCGCUAAAGCCCUGGACCCUGUGCUACAGCCACUGCUGAGCUCCAUCCUCGCCAGUAUACUGACCAUCCUGCAGAGGAUUUACCCUCACACAGAGCAGGGGCUCAAACGCAAGAGGGACAGCGGCCUUGUGGGUCAUAUCCUGGAUGACGAACUGAUGUACGGUGACGAUGAGAAUCCGUCCACCAGCGCUGAGGACAUUCACAAACACACCUACCCACGAGGCUUCCUGCAGAGCAGCAGAAACGCAGCCCUCCACCCCACCUCCUGUCGUCCACGGUUGCUCCUCUCUGGUCGUCCCGGCUCAGGGCAGAGCGCCCAUCUGGCCCCAGCUGUGCUGCACGCUCUGGAGAAGUUCACGGUGUACACGCUGGACCUGGCUGUGCUGUUCGGGGUCAGCAGCACCUCACCUGAGGAGGCCUGUGCUCAGGUGUUUUGCGAGGCUAAGCGGACGUCUCCCAGCAUCCUGUACCUGCCCCAUAUCCAGCAGUGGUGGGACGCUGUGAGCGGGACCCUGAAGGCCACGUUUCUCAGCUUGCUGCAGGACAUCUCCUCAUUCUCCCCCAUAUUACUGCUCGCCACCUCAGACUUCUCUCACAGCGAGCUGGCUGAGGAGCUCCAGACUCUGUUCCGGGUGGAGUACGGAGAAGUUUUCCACGUGCGGGUGCCCAACCGGACGGAGCGGAUGAAGUUCUUUGAGGAUGUGAUCCUCCAUCAGGCCGCUAAAGCUCCCCCGUCCAAAAAGAAAAGCCUGCUCCAGGCUCUGGAGGUUCUGCCAUUGGCUCCACCCACUUCCCCUCCCCAGAUGACUGAGUCAGAGCUGAUGCGAUUGGAGGAACAGGAGGAGGACACUCUGAGGGAGCUCCGCCUCUUCCUGCGCAGCGUCACCGAGCGGCUGGCCCUGGACAGACGCUUUAAAGCCUUCACCAAACCUGUGGACAUAGAAGAGGUGCCAGAUUACUGCACUGUGAUAAAGCAGCCGAUGGAUCUGUCCACUGUGCUGACAAAGAUCGAUGUGCACAGUUACGUCACAGUAAAGGAGUUCCUGCACGAUGUGGACCUGAUCUGGAAGAACGCUCUCGAGUACAACCCUGACAGCAAUCCCACCGACCGUCAGAUUCGUCAUCGUGCAUGCGCUCUGAAGGACACUGUUCAUUCCAUCAUCAGAGACGAGCUGGAUGAAAACUUUGAGAAAAUCUGCGAGAAAAUCAGAGAAUCACGCAACAAGAGAGGUUGCACCUCGUCCAGGUUUGCACCGUAUUUCUACCAGGUGAAGAAGGAAGGCCAUGGAGAGUUUAAGCAUCCUCAGGUUAAAGAUGCCAUAGCAGCGCUGACCCCCAAAACACCACGACCGAACCGGAAGCGUACCCGCCGGUCGACCCGCAUAGCCAAGACUCCGGCACACGGGCAGCUGCUGAUUGACGCGGACGAAGCACUGAAGAUCCUGUCGCAGAAAACACCACGACUCAUUGUGGACCACGAGCAACUCAAGGAGCUUCAUCGGUUUGUGGUGGUGAAGACGGAGGGCUGUGAGGUGUUUCAACUGGAGAAGCUCUACGCACUGCUUUGCCAGUGUAUCUACAGACACCGCAAAGAUUAUGACAAAACCGGCCUCAUUCAGGAAAUGAAGAGGGAAAUUGAAAACUUUCAGUGA
Colossoma macropomum (tambaqui) is the source of this 2934-nucleotide messenger RNA. RefSeq names its product ATPase family AAA domain-containing protein 2-like. NCBI's taxonomy places the organism in Eukaryota, Metazoa, Chordata, Actinopteri, Characiformes, Serrasalmidae. Gene Ontology annotation, biological process: positive regulation of transcription by RNA polymerase II. The record is from RefSeq and is a predicted model, not a curated record. Gene Ontology annotation, molecular function: chromatin binding; histone binding; ATP binding. The transcript has 22 exons. Gene Ontology annotation, cellular component: nucleus. Bases 1 to 2934 code for a protein of 977 amino acids.